AUUCCUUUUUUAAUUUGGAAUAAGAAGGGUGUUGGCAACAUGCAAGAACUUAGAAAGGACUCUGAACCUGCGAUUAAUGGAGAAAUGGGUGGCUCAAAGUUCUUUCCUUGGAAUACAAAUGCAAUGGCUCUAUCGUUUCCCCCUCAAACCUUUUCUCUUCCGUCUCCGAUCCCUCAAUGGCCUCAAGGUGGCAAUUUAUCAUAUCAACCUUUUCCUUAAUAUCAAUAUGCGGUAUUAUUUGGAUUUUUGAAGGCUACACUAUGCAUUUCUUUUCAUCCUUUAUGCAAACAAUUACGUCUUGUUUUUCUUCCUGUGUAUGCAGAGCAGAUUAGAUUGCUCUUUUCACUCUCAUUCCUUUCUGGAUCAUCAUUUAUGUACCUUUUCCCAUGGCAUGCUUGAUGAGACUUGAUGAAGUUAUCUUUGGGGAUGGUUUGCGGACAAGGUUUUGCUUCCGGCCGUAUAAAUCUUGGUGAAAUAGAAGUUUCCAUGGUCACCAGGUUUGAGUUUAUUUGGAGUAGCAGUGCUAUGCAAGACACUAAAAAUGCUGUUACAUUCUAUAGGCCUGUAGGAGUACCUGAUAGUUUUCGUAUUCUUGGUCACUAUUGUCAAUCCGAUAACAAGCCUUCAAGGGGUUUUGUACUUGUUGCAAGGGAAGUUGAAACUGCUGAUAUUAACAAUCAAGAUAAGUUACCUCCUAUGAAGAAUCCCCUUGAUUUUAGUUUGGUUUGGGGUGAAAAUGGAAGAAAUUUGAAAACUUUAGGCGUAUACUUUUGGGUACCUGAACCUCCUGCAGGUUACAAGGCCCUUGGAUGUUUGGUUACUACCAAACCUGUGAAGCCUUUUUUGGAUGAAAUGUGCUGUGUUCGUACCGAUCUCACCUAUAGAUGUGAACCUUAUCGCCAAUUACUCACUGCUGGCUCAAGCAUUCCUGAGUUUUCAUUUCAGGUGUGGAGUUUGAGACCUUGUGAUCGUGGCAUACUAGGGAAAGGAGUUUCUGUUGGGACUUUUUUCUGCAGCAAUGGCUGGUGGACCAUGACAGAAGAUGUACCUGUUGCAUGCUUGAAGAAUUUAAAUCCUGCAUUGCAAGCAAUGCCAAAUUUGCAACAAAUACAUGCACUUAUUAAGCAUUAUGGCCCUACUGUUUUCUUUCAUCCUCAGGAAAUUUACUUGCCAUCUUCUGUGGAAUGGUUUUUCAACAAUGGAGCACUUUUGUACACAAAGGGUGUAUCUGCAGGAGAGAAAAUUGAUGCAAACGGAUCAAAUCUACCAGGUGGGGGAACAAAUGAUGGUCAAUAUUGGAUAGAUUUGCCAAGAGAUGAUAAAAGGGAGCUUGUCAAACGUGGGAACUUGAAAAGUGCAAAGGUUUAUGUUCAUGUGAAGCCUGUUUUUGGAGGAACUUUUACUGACAUUGCAAUGUGGGUGUUUUGCCCUUUCAAUGGACCAGCCACUCUGAAAAUUGGAAUCAAGGAUAUUCCUUUGAGCAUGAUUGGAGAGCAUGUUGGUGAUUGGGAGCAUUUUACACUUCGCAUAAGCAACUUCAGUGGAGAACUCUACAGUAUAUACUUCUCACAGCACAGUGGUGGUGAAUGGGUAGAUGCAUGUGACUUGGAAUAUAUUGAAGGUAAUAAAGCUAUUGUUUACUCAUCAAAAUCUGGACAUGCAAGUUACCCUCAUGCUGGUACCUGCAUCCAAGGUUCUUCAAAACUUGGGAUUGGCAUUAGGAAUGAUGCUGCUCGCAGCAAUUUGUAUGUGGAUUCUAGUAUUCAGUAUGAGCUUGUUGCAGCUGAGUAUCUUGAAAAUGAGAUCACUGAACCUCAAUGGUUGCAAUUUAUGAGAGAAUGGGGCCCCAAAAUUGUUUAUGAUUCAAAAACUGAGCUGGAUAAGGUAAUCAAUGCUCUUCCUCGGCUGCUCAAGUAUUCUGUAAAGGGCUUAUUUAACAAGUUCCCAGUGGAACUUUAUGGUGAGGAAGGUCCCACUGGGCCAAAAGAGAAAAAUAAUUGGUUACAGGAUGAAAGAUGGUGAUUCUCUGGUGAGUAUAAAUUUUGGACUGUUUUGUUGCAAUUGAAUUUGAAUGUACAUAUAGAUAUAUAGAGACAUAGAUAGAUACAAUUAUGCACCAAGUUUUAGGUUUGUCUCUUGAAUGUUUGGCUAAUGAUUUGUGCAUCACCUGUAAUAAUAGCUGCAUAAAUCUCGCAGUUGGAUUGGAUGAGAAUUCUUACACUGAUUGCCUCUCAGUUAUACUGAAUAUCUUAAUUGUUGUACAAUGCUUCUUCUGUAACAAAUUAAUGGUGCUACCACUGAACCAUGUGAAAGAAUCAUAUUCAUGUAAAUCUUGCAGAUAUAUAACAGACCCUGCUUUUCUUCUUUGGUAUUUUCUCUGGUAUUUUCUUCUUUUCCAUACUUUUCUCUUUUUAUUUCCUUUAUUUUGAUAUUUUCGCUUCAUUUUAUCUUUCUGUAUUUUUAUUGUCUUCCUGAAUUUGUAUUUCCUUCGCUGUAUUGUGUAAACCAUAGUUUUCAUAUUUUAAUCUUGAACAACAUUUCUAAUUUAACAAAAAAAAAAUCAUUUACAAGAAAGAAAAAAAAACAAUUUACUCGUUAUGAAUAAGACUAAAUUCAGAAUUUUCUUGAGAACUAAUUUGGGCACUUGAUAUAAUUUGAAAUGUCGAUACAUUAAAAAAGUGAUCCAUGGAGAAAUAUACUGAUCAUGUUUCAUAUAGUGCUUCUUUUUUAUCAUUCUUACAAACUAAUAGGAAUCAUAUUUACUGUUCUA
This is a messenger RNA of Vigna radiata var. radiata (mung bean), 2770 nucleotides long. RefSeq lists its product as uncharacterized. Lineage: Eukaryota; Viridiplantae; Streptophyta; Magnoliopsida; Fabales; Fabaceae. The coding region runs from base 409 to 2022 and encodes 537 amino acids. The transcript has 3 exons. The record is from RefSeq and is a predicted model, not a curated record.